UCGUGCGUGUGCCUUCUAUGCCGUCCUCGCUUUCCGGCUGCUGUUUCUCCACGACUCUCCGCUUUCCCUCCUCCCUUUUCUCCCUGACGGCUUACUUUGCGGCAGCACUGAGAGCCCCACCCCCUUUCUCUGCGGAAUCACCAUGGCGGCUGGGACCCUGUACACAUAUCCUGAAAACUGGAGGGCCUUCAAGGCCCUCAUUGCCGCUCAGUACAGCGGGGCUCAGGUCCGCGUACUCUCCGCACCACCCCACUUCCACUUUGGCCAGACCAACCGCACCCCUGAAUUUCUCCGCAAAUUUCCUGCAGGCAAGGUUCCAGCAUUUGAAGGUGAUGAUGGAUUCUGUGUGUUCGAGAGCAAUGCCAUCGCCUACUACGUGAGCAAUGAGGAGCUGCGGGGAAGUAGUCCAGAGGCAGCAGCCCAGGUGGUACAGUGGGUGAGCUUUGCUGAUAGCGACAUAGUGCCCCCAGCCAGUACCUGGGUGUUCCCCACCUUGGGCAUCAUGCACUACAACAAGCAGGCCACAGAGAAUGCAAAGGAGGAGGUGAGGCGAAUUCUGGGGCUGCUGGAUGCUCACUUGAAGACAAGGACUUUUCUGGUGGGUGAACGUGUGACACUGGCUGACAUCACAGUUGUCUGCACCCUAUUGUGGCUCUAUAAACAGGUCCUGGAGCCUUCUUUCCGCCAGGCCUUCCCCAACACCAACCGCUGGUUCCUCACCUGCAUUAACCAGCCCCAGUUCCGCACCAUCUUGGGGGAGGUGAAGCUCUGUGAGAAGAUGGCCCAGUUUGAUGCUAAAAAGUUUGCAGAGAGCCAGCCUAAGAAGGACACCCCACGGAAGGAGAAGGAGAAGGGAUCUCGGGAGGAGAAGCAGAAACCCCAGGCCGAGCGCAAAGAGGAGAGAAAGGCAGCCGCUCCUGCUCCGGAGGACGAGAUGGACGAGUGUGAGCAGGCGCUGGCCGCCGAGCCCAAGGCCAAGGACCCCUUUGCUCACCUGCCCAAGAGUACCUUUGUGUUGGAUGAAUUUAAGCGCAAGUACUCCAAUGAGGACACGCUUUCUGUGGCGCUGCCAUACUUUUGGGAGCACUUUGAUAAGGACGGCUGGUCCCUGUGGUACUCCGAGUACCGCUUCCCAGAAGAGCUUACGCAGACCUUCAUGAGUUGCAACCUCAUCACUGGAAUGUUCCAGCGAUUGGACAAGCUGAGGAAGAAUGCCUUUGCCAGUGUCAUCCUCUUUGGAACCAACAAUAGCAGCUCCAUUUCUGGAGUCUGGGUCUUCCGAGGCCAGGAGCUUGCCUUUCCGUUGAGUCCAGACUGGCAGGUGGACUACGAGUCAUACACGUGGCGGAAACUGGAUCCCGGCAGCGAGGAGGCCCAGACGCUGGUCCGAGAGUACUUUUGCUGGGAGGGGGCCUUCCAGCACGUGGGCAAAGCCUUCAAUCAGGGCAAGAUCUUCAAGUGAACAUCUCUUGCCACCGCCUAGCUGCCUGUGCCCAUCCUUCAGGGAGAUGGGGGUCAUUAAAGGAAACUGAACAUUCAA
Molecule: messenger RNA, 1540 nt
Organism: Miniopterus natalensis
Lineage: Eukaryota; Metazoa; Chordata; Mammalia; Chiroptera; Miniopteridae
Gene: EEF1G
Product: eukaryotic translation elongation factor 1 gamma
Biological process (GO): translational elongation
Cellular component (GO): nucleus; cytoplasm
Molecular function (GO): translation elongation factor activity
Source: RefSeq, a predicted model, not a curated record